AAUUCGCCCCAUUGUGUACAUGAGACGGCUUGAAUCUCAGGAAAUGCAAAUUUUAAUAACCCAAUAGACCAUCAUAAAUCAAUUGGUUUACAGAUAAAACAUACUUAUAAUAUGUACCUGUUCAGCAAAAAAUACAUAAUGGGAUCUCCUAAGACAUGGGCAUUUCGCUGGAUUUAUUCCCAAAAUGGUGAACUACCCCAUUGUCUGAAACUCUAAAAUACUAUCUUCCAAGGGAUUUGUAGCAUUAAAAAAACCCAUUUGAGCAAUGGCAGAUGGCCAGAAUGUUUCCAAAAAGGGUAUGGAGGUAGCUAGAGAACGGCUGGAACAAUUCGCUAACAUGUUGCCUUCAUACAUCGAUGACAUUCCCACAGGCUUCUACGAUUCUCUUCUUCUGCAAGGUCUGCAAGUCGAUCAUGCAGAGCAUGGGCGCCUUCUCUGCACUAUCAAAGUCCCUCAACGCCUACUGAACGUUGGGAAUUCUCUUCACGGAGGAGCUACUGCAGCAUAUAUUGAUAUUAUAGGUAGUGCAGCAAUAUUCACUACAGGAGCUAAAUCAUCCGGUGAUUCAGUUGAAAUCAAUGUCUCAUAUCUUGCUGCUGCAAAGUUGGGGGAGGAGAUUGAAAUUGAAGCAAAGGUUCUCCGGAUUGGCAAAGCAAUUGCCUUUGCUGCCGUUGAUUUGAGGAAGAAGAAAACAGGGGAACUGAUUGCCCAGGGGCGUCACACAAAGUACCUUGCUGUGACUAGUAAAUUGUGACUUUCUGAAAUCAGUGACUCAAAAUCUAUCUUUUCCUGUUCUUUUCUAAGCCAGCUAUAUUACGAAUAAAAAAUGGUAAGGAACCUGAAAAUUGUAAAACCUAUCUCCUAAGAAAUGGCAAUUUGUAGGCCAUUUUGGUCUGUUAGGCACCCAGCAAAAGACAUUAAGAAACAAAAGCAAUUCUGUCCAUUUAUAAUAAUCGUGUCUUUAAAUCAUU
Messenger RNA from Cryptomeria japonica (Japanese cedar), 971 nucleotides. RefSeq lists its product as uncharacterized. Lineage: Eukaryota; Viridiplantae; Streptophyta; Pinopsida; Cupressales; Cupressaceae. The record is from RefSeq and is a predicted model, not a curated record. Gene Ontology annotation, molecular function: fatty acyl-CoA hydrolase activity. The transcript has 3 exons. Bases 266 to 754 code for a protein of 162 amino acids.